AUGAUUAAGUCUGAAGCUGGAGUUAAUUACACAACAGUAAACAAUAAUGAGUCAAAUCUCAAAUGUAAAUGGAGUGAUUGUGAUAAAUCUUACCCAAACUACAUCCGUUUACAUGUACAUUUAGUUGGAUGUCAUUUGAAGGAUAUAUCAUCACCUAUUUGCUUAUGGGAUUCAUGUCGGACUGAUAUGUUUCAAGACUAUAAUCAGUUAUUACGUCAUACACUGUUACAUGCUUUUUUUGAAAAUUGUGUUGCGAAUACUAAAAAGUUUCUUCGAUGUCAUCAUAAAAUAUGGAAGUUUAUUUGCUCUGGACCUAGUUGUCAAAAACCAGCAUAUCUUCAACGAUCCACAUCAAAAUUCUUAUGGAAUCCUAUCAUUUUAGAAAGAGGUUUUGAGUGUCAAUGGAGAAAUUGUGAUUACGUUACAAGUUCAGCAUAUCUGUUCGUAGAUCAUGUUUUGGAGCAUGAUUAUUCAGAUGAAGAUGAUGAAGUAUGUAUUAAUGACAGUUCUAAAUUAAUUUGUGCUUGGCAGUCGUCAAACAAUAAUGAAGUUGACAGUUCAAGUCAAUCUAUUUGUGGAUAUGAAUGCAAACGUCGUUCACGUUUUCAUUGUCAUAUACGUCGGCAUACUGGACUACCGAAUUUCAUCUGUUCUAAAUGUCAUGCUUGUUUUACAGAGUUUUUCAGUUUCAAAGAGCACUUUAUAUGGAGUUUAGUUAAAGAUGCGAACAAUGUGAUCAGGUUUAAUGAAUCCGAUGACAAGGAUAUAUACUGUUCCAUUGAAAUAAAGGUAAUCAGUGAACUUUCAUGCUUUCCAAAACAUCUUGAAGGUACAAUUCUAUUUCAAUGUCCUGCAUGUAUCAAGACGUUUAUUACAAAAGAAGGUUGGAGUACUCAUAGACGUGAUUGUUCAAAAUCUUCAAAUAAAAAUAUUUCUAUUCAAAGGAUAAAAUCAAGUAGGCUAAAUGAGAGUGUUUCAAUAUCUCGAAAGCGUGUUUUUCAACCUUAUUUUAAAACUGCUACAACUGAUGAUUUGUUCGAUAAAAAUUGUAUAUAUUGUUGUCAAGUUGAAAAUUGUACUUAUCAAUCAUUGAAAUUGUCAGCUUAUCGUGCUCAUUAUAGACGUUAUCAUCGAAGCAGUAAUCCUGAUGGUCUAUGGUAUUCAUGUCAUCUUUGUACAUCAUUUCGAGCUCGUAAAUCGUGUACAAUUUCGCAUCAUUUAAAAUCUGUUCAUUGGUUUAAACCAGUUAAUGGCCGAUCAACAUUUCAAUUCACAUUUGAUGAAUGUAGUCAAAGUUAUCAGUUAACUGGUCGACCACCGGAGCCAAUUCAACAACGCUUUAGAAAACUUGCACCGAAAAAAUCUUGA
Heterobilharzia americana is the source of this 1368-nucleotide messenger RNA. Lineage: Eukaryota; Metazoa; Platyhelminthes; Trematoda; Strigeidida; Schistosomatidae. The record is from the annotation of a GenBank genome assembly.